This is a messenger RNA of Mastomys coucha (southern multimammate mouse), 1051 nucleotides long. It is a transcript of the gene Map1lc3a, whose product is annotated as microtubule associated protein 1 light chain 3 alpha. Gene Ontology annotation, molecular function: ubiquitin protein ligase binding. The transcript has 4 exons. Gene Ontology annotation, biological process: autophagy of mitochondrion; autophagosome assembly; cellular response to nitrogen starvation. The coding region runs from base 267 to 632 and encodes 121 amino acids. NCBI's taxonomy places the organism in Eukaryota, Metazoa, Chordata, Mammalia, Rodentia, Muridae. Gene Ontology annotation, cellular component: autophagosome membrane; cytosol; autophagosome. The record is from RefSeq and is a predicted model, not a curated record.
GGCUGUCUGCGCCGUGGCGUCACAGGUCCAGGCAGGCGGGUUUUCCGUCGGCCCAAUAGGAGCGGCGCGCCGGCCUCCCCUUUAAGGAAUGUUGUGACCUGACGUCACCCAGGCGAGUUACCUCCCGCAGCCGCCACCGCCAGGCUCAGCGCGAGCGCCGCAGCCCUUGAGCUCGAGCCCCGGAGCCCCCGGCGCGCCGAACCGCAGACGCAUCCCUGAGCCGCGCGCCCCGGAGUCCCGGCUGCGCGCCCCGCCGGGCCCGCGCAAUGCCCUCCGACCGGCCUUUCAAGCAGCGGCGCAGCUUCGCCGACCGCUGUAAGGAGGUGCAGCAGAUCCGCGACCAGCACCCCAGCAAGAUCCCGGUGAUCAUCGAGCGCUACAAGGGUGAGAAGCAGCUGCCUGUCCUGGAUAAGACCAAGUUUCUGGUCCCGGACCAUGUUAACAUGAGCGAGUUGGUCAAGAUCAUCCGGCGCCGCCUGCAACUCAACCCCACGCAGGCCUUCUUCCUGCUGGUGAACCAGCACAGCAUGGUGAGCGUAUCCACACCCAUCGCUGACAUCUAUGAACAGGAGAAGGAUGAAGACGGAUUCCUCUACAUGGUCUAUGCCUCCCAAGAAACCUUCGGCUUCUGAGUCAAGAGUGGGGGUGGGGGGUGGUUGGGAGUUCUUGUCAGGUACUCCCCAGGAAGGUCCUGGCUCCUAAACUAAGCUAUUUCAGUCCCCAGUGGAUUAGGCAGCGAUGUGACACCUCCCACCAGGUAGGGGCCACCAGCCAGCCUACCACAUCCUGGUUAGGUCUUGGGACAGUCAUGUUAAGGUUGCUCUUUUGGAUGCUGGCUGGGUUGGGAGUGGGUGGGGAGCAGCAUCCCUGCUCUGUGGGGUUUGUCAUUUUUUCUUUUUUUAGGCCCUUGCCUGUCUGCCCAUUUUGCCCCUCAUCCACCUGAGGCUUUGCCUCCUGCCAGGACCUGCCCCACCCCUGACAUGGUAUAUGGAUCUGUGGUCAUUUCCUCUGCAGAAUAAAGAUUGCUCAGGCCUGCCUGGCCCUCUGCCUC